This is a messenger RNA of Coregonus sp. 'balchen', 20874 nucleotides long. The record is from the annotation of a GenBank genome assembly. Lineage: Eukaryota; Metazoa; Chordata; Actinopteri; Salmoniformes; Salmonidae.
AUGAAGUUUUACUCCGGUAUAACCAACCUGUUUGUUGUUUUCUUUGUUGAAAUUCCACAGUUUAAUUGGUCUGUAUUUAUUGUAAUUUAGUGAACCUUGAUAAACAAUUAUUUUAAAGAGAAGCACCUCAUUUAGGGCCUCAGCGACGCGUUAAAUACCACAACAACUUAACGAAUUCCUCUCUCUGCAUCUGGGUUUCUGCUGAUGUAAGACUUGUUGGGAUGUGAUGCGAGAGAAGAUAAAUGGAGUCUGAAGAGUGAGUAGAAUCUGGUUCACCCUGAGAUUCGGACCAAAUUUGUCCCAAUAAACCUGUGGAGGUCAUCUCUAAAAACCUCUGAACUUUCUUUCCUCUUUGUUUCCACAGAGACCAGCCCUGCUCCUGGAUGGGUGAGGUCCCUGCCAACCCAGUCGGCCAGUGAACCCCCCCCCCCCCCCUCCUCCCAAACAGGACCUCCUGGGUCCCCCAGAGGAGCAGCAGGGAUGUACCAGGAGGUGGCCUUCCUAGUGGGCAGCACGGAAAAAGAGUUCACGCCCUUUCACUUCCCCCUGGAGAACCAGCAGGAGGUGGUCAGUAAGAAGGGUGUGUUCUUUAAACGGCAACGGCUGCUGCGGAGGCCCAACGAGGUGCAGGAGGAGAAUGACCUGUCAGCCGUCAUCAAUGUGGGCGGGAUCAGGUACCGUAUCAAUAGAAUCAAGAGUUGGCAUGUUCAACUCGAUAAUCAAUAGUCCAUAAUUAGAGGUCUUUCGGCGCAAGGUUUAAAAGGGAUAUAAACUGGGCACAGAAAUAGUCUACGUUUUAACGUUCUUUAGAUCUUGCUGCUUCAGUGACUAUUGUGCAAGGGUGUUGUGCAGCGGUAACAUUGUGUUUUCCUCUCCCACCAGGUACCGUAUCCCCUGGUCCGUUCUGGAGGAGUUCCCUCUGACGCGGCUGGGCCGGCUGAGGGGCUGCAGCUCAUUGGACGAGAUCAUGGAGGUGUGUGACGACUACGACGACGGGCGCCAGGAGUUCUUCUUCGACCGCAGCCCAUCUGCGUUCCGCACCAUUGUGACGUUCCUGGCGGCAGGGCGGCUCCGGCUGCUGAGGGAGAUGUGUGCCCUGUCCUUCCAGGAGGAGCUGGUCUACUGGGGCCUGGAGGACACCAGGCUGGAGUGGUGCUGCCUCAGGAAGCUACGCAUAAGACAGGAGGAGCUCAAGGAGCAGCUGAGGAUGGAGGAGGAAGCAGAGCUCACCACCACCCUGACCCCCCAGAGCUGUGAGGAUGGGCAGGGGCCCCCCGGGGUGGGGGGGGAGGAGGAGAACCGCAUGGCGGGGUGUAUGCGCAGGCUCCACGACAUGGUGGAGAACCCUCAAUCUGGACUACCUGGGAAGAUCUUCGCCUUUCUGUCGGUGGUGUUUGUGGCCAUCACCGCGGUAACGCUCUGCAUCAGUACCAUGCCUGACCUCAGGGAGGAAGAGGAGAGGGUGAGUUCACUUCCUGUUUACGCCUUGCUCACAGGGUUUUACUUCCGGGUCACACUCGGGUGGGUUAUACAUAGGGCCAGGAGUUUGACCUGACCGAGUUACAGACCUGGAAAAAGUCUGGGUACAUCCAUAUCUGCAUUCUGCUGUUAGUUGGAUGAUGUUUGAGGGACAUCCUCCACAGUGAGUCUUCCCUCUGAUAGUAACUCCUCAUCACAGAGGUAGUGUGAUGGCUCAGGGAUGUUGUCAGGGACGACUGCUACACUACAACUUCAAUUACAUGAAUACCAGAUUAUUCCCUUUGCCAGAUCACUGCUGCUGCACUCUCGUCUUGCUCUUAUUCAUGCAAUAAAGGAAUUUUGUUGCCCACAUUGUCUUAGUAAUUAACAUAGAAUAUACAGUGCCUUCAGAAAGUAUUCAUACCCCUUGACUAUUCCACAUUUUAUUGUUACAGCCUGAAUUCAAAAUUGAUUAAAUAUAUUUUUUUUCUCACUCAUCUACACACAAUACCCCGUAAUGACAUAUUGAAAACAUGUUUUAAGAAGAUUUAGCAAAUGUAUACAUACAGUACCAGUCAAAAGUUUGGACACCUACUCAUUCAAGGGUUUUUACUAUUUUCUUCAUUUUAGAAUAAUAGUAAAGACAUCAAAACUAUGAAAUAACACAUAUGGAAACAUGUAGUAACCAAAAAAGUGUUAAACCAAUCAAAAUAUAUCUUAAAUUUGAGAUUCUCAAAUUAGCCACCCUUUGCCUUGAUUACAGCUUUGCACACUCUUGGCAUUUUGACUGGUACUGUAAGUAUUCACACCCCUGAGUCAAUACAUGUUAGAAUCACCUUUGGCAGCGAUUACAGCUUGAGGGAAAUUAGUUUGGGCAUGGUGGCUCGUUCUCUGUGAAGAUGAAUCUUCGAUCGAGGAGAGGUUAAGAUGGUUGAAGCAGAAGUGUUGUUUGAAGCUGAAAGCGCAUCAAGCACAGUUAGUGAGAAAGAUAAGUGGAUAACAGUGAAGUCAAAGAAUGGAACAAAAAGGGCAAAAAAUUGUUGUUGAAUACAUUAUUUGGAUAAGGAUGUUAAUUUGGGAAACCCUUUUGAAGUCCUGAGGAUGGUGAAGAAGGCGUUGGGAAAAGUGGAUGCAGAUGAAGUAACCAGGAGUGGUAUGAUGUUGAUAUUGUGUGUAUCUAAAGAACAAAGGGAGCGUGCGUUGUGGCUCGCAAAAAUAUGGACGCAUGAAGUGAACAGCUUUGAUUUUCGGAGCAGGGCACCGGUAAAAAGUUAUCUCUGGGGUCCGUUGGACAUUGAUAUCUUAGACGAAAAGUUCCAGGAGUAGUUAAUGCACGUCGCUUGACCCGUAUGUAGAAUGGGUAAAAAGGAGCAAAGUUUCUGUAUCUUUUUUUAAUACAUAUAUUUAUUUGUUCCAAAUAGGACAAUCAACAGUUACAGAAAUACAAUUUUCUUGUUUUUCACCCCCCCAACACAGACAUAACAACGACAACCCAACAUAAACAGAAAAAACACAUUUCCAAUAAAUAAAUACAUUAUAUAUAAAAUGCAGUCACAGAUAAUGCAGAUUACGCUUCAACAAUAGCCAAUAUUCACAAAAAAUAAAUAAUAGAGAAUAUACAGAUUUACAGUUCCAAUGCUUCUACAUUAUCACGGUUUGCAAAAAUUCUAAAAACAGAUCCCAAAUAUCACGAGACUCUGGGGCUUUCUUUUUCACUCUAUAAAUACAUUUUUCAAGAGCCAGGAUUGACGUGAAUUAUUUUAACCAAUGACAAAGUGAGGGGUAACAGACAUACUUCCAGUGUAGAACAAUUGAAUGUCUCGCUUGUAAUAGACAGGUCAACCAUUUUAUUUUAUCUUCUAUGUAAGGAGAUAUUCUCUGGGGAAAGAUUUAGGAUGCAAAGUUUAGGGAUUAGUGGUAUUGGGGUAGAGGUAAUCUGAGAUAUAGCGCAGUACUGAGCUCAGGAUAUAUAUAUAUAUAUAUAUAUAUAUAUAUAUAUAUAUAUAUAUAUAUAUAUAUAUAUAUAUAUAUAUAUAUAUAUACACACACACACACAGUGAGGGGAAAAAAGUAUUUGAUCCCCUGCUGAUUUUGUACGUUUGCCUCAAUCAGAAAGAUUUCUGGCUCCCAGGUGUCUUUUUAUACAGGUAACGAGCUGAGAUUAGGAGCACACUCUUAAAGGGAGUGCUCCUAAUCUCAGUUUGCUUCUGUGGGCAGGUGUCUUUUUAUACAGGUAACAAUCAAUCAAUCAGAUUCCAAACUCUCCACCAUGGCCAAGACCAAAGAGCUCUCCAAGGAUGUCAGGGACAAGAUUGUAGACCUACACAAGGCUGGAAUGGGCUACAAGACCAUCGCCAAGCAGCUUGGUGAGAAGGUGACAACAGUUUGUGAUUAUUUGCAAAUGGAAGAAACACAAAGUACUGUCAAUCUCCCUCGGCCUGGGGUUCCAUGCAAGAUCUCACCUCGUGGAGUUGCAAUGAUCAUGAGAACGGUGAGCAAUCAGCCCAGAAUUACACAGGAGGAUCUUGUCAACGAUCUCAAGGCAGCUGGGACCAUAGUCACCAAGAAAACAAUUGGUAACACACUACGCCGUGAAGGACUGAAAUCCUGCAGCGCCCGCAAGGUCCCCCUGCUCAAGAAAGCACAUAUACAGGCCCGUCUGAAGUUUGCCAAUGAACAUCUGAAUGAUUCAGAGGAGAACUGGCUGAAAGUGUUGUGGUCAGAUGAGACCAAAAUCGAGCUCUUUGGCAUCAACUCAACUCGCCGUGUUUGGAGGAGGAGGAAUGCUGCCUAUGACCCCCAAGAACACCAUCCCCACCAUCAAACAUGGAGGUGGAAACAUUAUGCUUUGGGGGUGUUCUUCUGCUAAGGGAACAGGACAACUUCACCGCAUCAAAGGGACAAUGCACGGGGCCAUGUACCGUCAAAUCUUGGGUGAGAACCUCCUUCCCUCAGCCAGGGCAUUGAAAAUGGGUCGUGGAUGGAUAUUCCAGCAUGACAAUGACCCAAAACACACGGCCAAGGCAACAAAGGAGAGGCUCAAGAAGAAGCACAUUAAGGUCCUGGUGUGGCCUAGCCAGUCUCCAGACCUUAAUCCCAUAGAAAAUCUGUGGAGGGAGCUGAAGGUUCGAGUUGCCAAACGUCAGCCUCGAAACCUUAAUGACUUGGAGAAGAUCUGCAAAGAGGAGUGGGACAAAAUCCCUCCUGAGAUGUGUGCAAAUCUGGUGGCCAACUACAAGAAACGUCUGACCUCUGUGAUUGCCAACAAGGGUUUUGCCACCAAGUACUAAGUAAUGUUUUGCAGAGGGGUCAAAUACUUAUUUCCCUCAUUAAAAUGCAAAUCAAUUUAUAACAUUUUUUACAUGCAUUUUUCUGGAUUUUUUUGUUGUUAUUCUGUCUCUCACUGUUCAAAUAAACCUACCAUUAAAAUUAUAGACUGAUCAUGUCUUUGUCAGUGGGAAAACUUACAAAAUCAGCAGGGGAUCAAAUACUUUUUUCCCUCACUAUAUAUGUACCUUGCAUUAUUUAAUUUUGGGGAUCUUUAUUGUCCACCUGCACAGCAGGUAGCGGAAUACACAUAAUUGUUGCGAAUAGGUGCCCUUCUUUGCGAGGGAUUGGAAAACCUCCCUGGUCUUUGUGGUUCACUGUUUGAAAUUCACUGCUCGACUGAGGGACAGAUAUGUGUGGAGUACAGAGAUGAGGUCGUCAUAAAAAAAAUCAUGUUAAGCACUAUUAUGGCACAGAGUCCAUGCAACUUAUGUGACUUGUUAAGCACAUUUUUACUCCUGAACUUAUUUAGACUUGCCACAACAAAGGGGUUGAAUACUUAUUGACUCGACAUUUCAGCUUUUAAUUUUUAAUUAAUUUGUAAAAAUGUCUAAAAACAUAAUUCCACUUUGACAAGUGGGUAUUGUGUGUAGGCCAGUGACAAGGGGCCAAGGGGUGUGAAUACUUUCUGAAGGCACAUUGAGCCAGAGAUUGUCCUCGGGGGUCGCAUAGGGGUUAGAACUUGGCCAGUGGCCACCUACUACAUAAAUUCCACUGACGGCUUGAGAGAUAAGUAACUAUAUUUAGUAAUUAUAUCAUCUUCUGCGUGUUUCAUGUCUAGUAGUUGUGCCUCUGAGACCUCAGGGUUCCUUCUGGAGUGUCUUUUGUGGCAGAACACCGUCAACCUCCUGAAUGACAUCAAUAAAGCUUUUGAAUGAUUAAAGAGAACCUCCGCAGGCUUCUCCCACUAUCAAAGAGACCUCCACGUCGAUGUGAAAGAAGGGGGGUGAGGGGGCUGAGGAAGUGCUGUAUCUUCAAAGGGGAAAUCAAUCGGAGAACAACGAGGGUUAGCGAGCUACAGUAGCAACGAGGGUUAGCGAGCUACAGUAGCUACAAGGAUGGUUAGAGGGCUAACUACAAGGGGGGUUAGCUAGCUACAGUAGCUACAAUGAGGGUUUUUGUGAGCUAGCUACAUGGAGGGUUAGCUAGUUACAGUAGCUACAAGGAGGGUUACCCUUACAAAAAAAUAUUGCAGUCAGAGUGCAGUAUAACUGCAGUAUGCUGCAAUUACUGCAACCAAAAUACCACAGUCGACUGCAGUUACUGGACUUUUACUGCAGUUUCAAAAAUGCAAUCUUUUUUUUGUAAGGGUCCAAACAUGGACAUGGGAAUACACAGAAAACAUUCCAUAGAUACUGCUCCCUAUCACCAAGUACAGAGUUUUCUUAUUUGUUUGUCAAGUCUCUCUCUCCCUCUCAUUGUAACACAGCAGUUGUGUGUGUGUGUGUGUGUGUGUGUAUAUGUACACUUCAGUGAAAUCCAGAUCAACUAUCUUCAUUAGCCAGAGCUAAUAACCUGAGCAUUUUGAAUGGAGUCCACCCACCAUCCUCCGCCAUUAGUUUAGCUAAUAUCCAUUAACAGGAGGCUUUUGAUGGCAUAGAUCUUCCCACAAUGGCUGCAAAUGAAUUCAAUUAAAUCCCCACAACGCUUUCUUUAUUGAGAUGUAGAUUCGGAAUCAGUUUAUCAUGAUGUGAUGUUUCAGCUAUAGGCUAAACUCAUGAAGGAACUAGACCUGCAGGAUAAACAUCUAAUACAUUUGUAGUCUUACAGUAAGAGCUGGCAUCCUCAACCAUGUUAAAUGUUACAUUCUGUUCAUGAAUUUAGCUUGUUGUUCCUCCGUCCAGAGGACAGGCUUGUCUCACCUGCUCAGAGAUGUUCUGACAACCCUUGUCUUCCUGACCCCAGUUAGGCUCUAACUUUCAUAUCCCUUUGCCUGUGUGCAGGUGUGGAUCCAUUAAAACAGAAACAAAGUUGUGGUUUUUAUAAAAGCGUCGGAGGACAAAGCCAAGGUGCUGAUGGAGAUUGAAAGCACUUAGCUUGUCUGUUCUAAUAAAGCUCUGAGAGUGAUUCGGGGCCACAUAAUAGCUGCAUGCACGCACACACGCAGAGUUUUAUGGGUCUGCUUAUUGCCUCCAUCUGGAUGAAUAGAGGAUUAAAAAACAUGUGUCCUCCGAGUAGUGUAUCCUCAGAGUAGUCUUCUCAGAAUGUGUGUGUCAAUUUCAGUCUUUUCACACCUCAAUCUCAAAAUGACUUUCUCCCCCUGUAAACGUCUGUGGAAAUGUAGGACUUGUUUUAUCCGUUUUCAUCUCUCUGAUAAAUAACUGGGGAGAUCUCUGGCUGAUUUUAAUGUAGAGCUGCGCUUUCAUGUUACCAUCUUUACAGGUGAAAGAGAACGAGGGGAAAUUACUUUUAAUCUUUAAGUUGUUCUUCCUUGAAUUGUUGCUUUUCUGUUCGUGAAUGGAAUACUAAUAACUCAUAUAUUCUUUACUCUGAAUCAUCCUCAUGAGACUUUGGGAUACUUUAGUCUUGAAUUAACAAAAUUAUUGCUUGCUACUCUGUCUCCUCUCUUGCAUACAGUGCUGUGAAGAAAAAUUGUGCCCCCUUUCAGAUUCUCUAUUUUUGAUACUGAAUGUUAUCAGAUCUUCAACCAAAACCUAAUAUUAGAUACAGGGAACCUGAGUGAACCAAUGACACCACAAUGACAUACUUAUUUCAUUAAAAAAGUUAUGCAACAACCAAUGUGAAAAAGUAAUUGCCCCCUUACACUGAACUGGUUGUGCCACCUCUAGCUGCAAUGACUCCAACCAAACGCUUCCUGUAGUUGUUGAUCAGUCUCACAUGUCGCUGUGGAGGAAUUUUGGCCCACUCUUCUAUGCAGAACUGCUUUAACUCAGAUACAUUUGUGGGUUUUCAAGCAUGAACUGCUCAUUUCAAGCAGACUGAACCAGGUUUUCCUCUAGGAUUUUGUCUGUGCUUAGCUCCAUUCCAUUUCUUUAUUUACCUGAACAACUCCCCAGUCCUUAACGAUUACAGGCAUACCCGUAGCAUGAUGCAGCCACCACUAUGCUUGAAAAUAUGGAUAGUGGUACUUAGUAAUGUGUUGUAUUGUGUGUGUAGGCCAGUGACAAAAUAUCAAUUUAAUCAAUUUUAAAUUCAGUCUAACACAACAAAAUGUGGACAAAGUCUAGGGGUGUGAAUACUUUCUGAAGACACUGUAUACUAUCAGGUGUGUCAACCCAGUCUACAUGUACUACCAGGUGUGUCAGCCCACAGUCUACAUGUACUACCAGGUGUGUCAGCCCACAGUCUACAUGUACUACCAGGUGUGUCAGCCCACAGUCUACAUGUACUACCAGGUGUGUCAGUCUACAUGUACUACCAGGUGUGUCAGCCCACAGUCUGAAAUUGAGCGAACAGUGUACAAUUUUAGCAAUCAGGAAAUGACCAAGCGAUUUCCACUAGAUGCCACAUUCAGAACAGCUUUCCCAUUUUGACAACAGAUGCCGCUCCGGCGGGAGAAAUCAAUAGGUGAAUAUCACAGCCAGACUAUUACUGCCAGAUAUAUUAUGAACAUUUUCAGAAAUUACAAUGCAAAAAUUCUAAAAUAUCCAAUGUGUAGCACAUUAACAUCAAAGCAUUAAACCACAGCAGCCUUCAGACUCACAAGGAGCAGGGCUCAUCUGUUCACUGAGUGUGAGCUAGCUGGCCAAUGCCCUCUCACAUUAAUGAGACGGUCAUUUUAUAAUAAAUAGGUAUUUUUAUUUAAACUUGCAUGAUAUACCAGCAGAAACCUUCACACACUGAACACCAUCCUCCAUGAUCAAUUUGCGAAUUAGCAAGGCUUGCAAAAAGUAAGCUGACAAUUAAAGGGACAUCCCACUGGGCACAAACUGGUUGAAGUCCACAUUGUUUCAAUGAAAUUUGUCAAUGUAUUGUGAUGUGGAAAAUACAUUGGAUUUGGAAGAAGUCAACUGUUGUUUUGAGGGUGAAAUUUCAACCACAGGAUUAUGUCAUGGUAACCAAAUGUCGAAUGUGUACCUUUUUUAAAACCAACAUCAGAUCUAUUUGUCAAUGUAUUGUGAUGUGGAAAAUACAUUGGAUUUGGAAAAAGUCAACUGUUGUUUUGAGGGUGAAAUUUCAACCACAGGAUUAUGUCAUGGUAACCAAAUGUCGAAUGUGUACCUUUUUUUAAAACCAACAUCAGAUCUUCAAUAUUAUAUCCAUUAUCAGAAAAAAUAACAAUAGGCUGGGCAGCACCACCUACUGGAGAAUGUAUCUAUCUACGUCUACUUUUGGUCUCCCAUCCAGGGUUUUAACCAAGCCCAGCCCUGCUUAGCUAUGAUUUUGUCACUGACUGUGCUAUCGUGAGAAUAAUUGUUGAGAGAUCUCCACUUAAAACGAAAUAGAUUCACUGUUACUAUCGAAGACAUUCCAAAGGGUAGGUUUAACAGAGCAAAUUAAAUGUGACCAUACUUUAUAACUAAUAUAUCAUCAAUGAUGCUAUUUAGGCCUAUAUAACAUUUGCAAAGUCAUCAACAGCUAUUGUUUCAAUUCAACACAGAAUUCAACUAAAAAUAGACAACACAAUAGGCCUAGGGUUUCAAGCUCUGGUUGAUUUCAAAUGUUAUGAUAUUUAGUAAUAUUGAAUUGUUUGGUUGUCAAAGCAACCAAAUAUCAACAUUUGAAGGAGUUUGUCUACAAAUUAGUAAUUGAUAUGUUGGAUUCACAUCUCCAUCUCAACCAAAAAUAGUUUAAGAAUAGGACUAAAUCAAAUUAAACGUUAUUUAAAAUUUGAUUUAGGCCUAUUCUUUAACUUUAUAUUUUUAGUUAAAAUGGAGACCUGAAUCACUUUUGAAAUAAAAUAAAUAGCCUAUUAACUUGUCGUCAAGUUAACAAAAUAUAUGUUGGAUUCAUGUCUGCAACUCAACCAAAAAUAAAGUUAAAGAAUGGGAUUAAGCCAGUGGCUCAGAUGGAACUAUCCAAGCAGUAAAUACAUCUCCUUUUAAAUGUUGAUAUUUGGUUGCUUUGUCAACCUAACACAAUUCAAUAUUACUUUUGUAAUACUGUAAAUAGCCUAAAGUUAAGGUCAUCUUACAUACGAAUGUAAAAUUCAACCUUAAAAUGAGUAACGCAUCCAUGGACACAUUGAGGUUACUGUAACUUUAAAUUCCUUCUUAUGUAAUCCUAUAAAAUGUGCAUGUUCAAGAUAGCAUGCAUAGGUCAUCUUAGGUCUGUGGAGAGCUUCACAAUUGCUGUUAUAAUCUGUGCAAAAUCUCGAAUGGCAUUAAUCACUUGCACCAUGUUCUGUUAAUGUAAUCUCAAAUGCAAUCCAGGUCAUUUGGUUCUGCUAUUAAAUUAAGCAGAGUGUUAACACAUUCAUCUGUUGUAUAAAUAAACAAAAUAUCUGACAUUGUAUUCCCAUUUUGAACUUUGCUGUGCUUUUAAAUAGUUGAAAGCAAAGUGAUAACACAUUGGAAAUUCAACAAACUUGGCAGACUUUGAGUGGGUGAAUAUAAGCUGUAAUCAUUGAUCAACGUCUCCACCAAAUACACUGCUCAAAAACAUAAAGGGAACACUUAAACAACACAAUGUAACUCCAAGUCAAUCACACUUCUGUGAAAUCAAACUGUCUACUUAGGAAGCAACACUGACAAUAAAUUUCACAUGCUGUUGUGCAAAUGGAAUAGACAACAGGUGGAAAUUAUAGGCAAUUAGCAAGACACCCCCAAUAAAGGACUGGUUUUGCAGGUGGUGACCACAGACCACUUCUCAGUUCCUAUGCUUCCUGGCUGAUGUUUUGGUCACUUUUGCUUUCACUCUAGUGGUAGCAUGAGACGGAGUCUACAACCCACACAAGUGGCUCAGGUAGUGCAGCUCAUCCAGGAUGGCACAUCAAUGCGAGCUGUGGCAAGAAGGUUUGCUGUGUCUGUCAGCGUAGUGUCCAGAGCAUGGAGGCGCUACCAGGAGACAGGCCAGUACAUCAGGAGACGUGGAGGAGGCCGUAGGAGGACAACAACCCAGCAGCAGGACCGCUACCUCCGCCUUUGUGCAAGGAGGAGCACUGCCAGAGCCCUGCAAAAUGACCUCCAGCAGGCCACAAAUGUGCAUGUGUCUGCUCAAACGGUCAGAAACAGACUCCAUGAGGGCCCGACGUCCACAGGUGGGGGUUGUGCUUACAGCCCAACACCGUACAGGACGUUUGGCAUUUGCCAGAGAACACCAAGAUUGGCAAAUUCGCCACUGGCGCCCUGUGCUCUUCACAGAUGAAAGCAGGUUCACACUGAGCACGUGACAGACGUGACAGAGUCUGGAGACGCCGUGGAGAACGUUCUGCUGCCUGCAACAUCCUCCAGCAUGACCGGUUUGGCGGUGGGUCAGUCAUGGUGUGGGGUGGCAUUUCUUUGGGGGGCCGCACAGCCCUCCAUGUGCUCGCCAGAGGUCGCCUGACUGCCAUUAGGUACCGAGAUGAGAUCCUCAGACCCCUUGUGAGACCAUAUGCUGGUGCGGUUGGCCCUGGGUUCCUCCUAAUGCAAGACAAUGCUAGACCUCAUGUGGCUGGAGUGUGUCAGCAGUUCCUGCAAGAGGAAGGCAUUGAUGCUAUGGACUGGCCCGCCCGUUCCCCAGACCUGAAUCCAAUUGAGCACAUCUGGGACAUCAUGUCUCGCUCCAUCCACCAACGCCACGUUGCACCACAGACUGUCCAGGAGUUGGCGGAUGCUUUAGUCCAGGUCUGGGAGGAGAUCCCUCAGGAGACCAUCCGCCACCUCAUCAGGAGCAUGCCCAGGCGUUGUAGGGAGGUCAUACAGGCACGUGGAGGCCACACACACUACUGAGCCUCGUUUUGACUUGUUUUAAGGACAUUACAUCAAAGUUGGAUCAGCCUGUAGUGUGGUUUUCCACUUUAAUUUUGAGGGUGACUCCAAAUCCAGACCUCCAUGGGUUGAUUAAAUUUGAUUUCCGUUGAUAAUUUUUGUGUGAUUUUGUUGUCAGCACAUUCAACUACGUAAAGAAAAAAGUAUUUAAUAAGAUUAUUUCAUUCAUUCAGAUCUAGGAUGCGUUAUUUUAGUGUUCCCUUUAUUUUUUUGAGCAGUGUAUUACCCAAUUAUCCACGUUGAAAUGACGUGGUGUGCCCAGUGGGAGUUAAACUCAGAUUUUGGGGGCUGUUUUGUUAGACUUCAGUGCGGCUUUUGACAUUUAUUUUUAUUUUUAUUUAACCAGGUAAGCCAGUUGAGAACAAGUUCUCAUUUACAACUGUGACCUGGCCAAGAUAAAGCAAACAGUGCGAUUUUAAAAACAACAGAGUUACAUAUGGGAUAAACAAAACGUACAGUCAAAAACACAAUAGAAAAUCUAUAUACAGUGUGUGCUAAUGUAGUAAGUUAUGGAGGUAAGGCAAUAAAUAGGCCAUAGUGCAAAAUAGUUACAAUUUCGUUUUAACACUGGAAUGAUAGAUGUGCAAAUAGAGAUACUGGGGUGCAAAUUAGCAAAAUAAAUAACAAAAUGGGGAUGAGGUAGUUGGGUGGGCCAAUUACAGAUGGGCUGUGUACAGGUGCAGUGAUCGGUAAGCUGCUCUGACAACUGAUGCUUAAAGUUAGUGAGGGAGAUAAGUGUCUCCAGCUUCAUAGAUUUUUGCAGUUCGACAUUAUCGAUCAUAGUCUGCUGCUGGAAAAACGUAUGUGUUAUGGCUUUACACCCCCUGCUACAGAGAGGGGAAAAAAAAAGUAUUUGAUCCCCUGCUGAUUUUGUACGUUUGCCCACUGACAAAGACAUGAUCAGUCUAUAAUUGUAAUGGUAGGUUUAUUUGAACAGUGAGAGACAGAAUAACAACUAAAAAAUCCAGAAAACGCAUGUCAAAAAUGUUAUAAAUUGAUUUGCAUUUUAAUGAGGGAAAUAAGUAUUUGACCCCUCUGCAAAACAUGACAUAGUACUUGGUGGCAAAACCCUUGUUGGCAAUCAGAGGUCAGACGUUUCUUGUAUUUGGCCACCAGGUUUGCACACAUCUCAGGAGGGAUUUUGUCCCACUCCUCUUUGUAGAUCUUCUCCAAGUCAUUAAGGUUUCGAGGCUGACGUUUGGCAACUCGAACCUUCAGCUCCCUCCACAGAUUUUCUAUGGGAUUAAGGUCCGGAGACUGGCUAGGCCACUCCAGGACCUUUAAUGUGCUUCUUCUUGAGCCUCUCCUUUGUUGCCUUGGCCGUGUGUUUUGGGUCAUUGUCAUGCUGGAAUACCCAUCCACGACCCAUUUUCAAUGCCCUGGCUGAGGGAAGGAGGUUCUCACCCAAGAUUUGACGGUACAUGGCGCCGUCCAUCGUCCCUUUCAUGCGGUGACGUUGUCCUGUCCCCUUAGCAGAAAAACACACCCAAAGCAUAAUGUUUCCACCUCCAUGUUUGAUGGUGUUCUUGGGGUCAUAGGCAGCAUUCCUCCUCCUCCAAACACGGCAAGUUGAGUUGAUGCCAAAGAGCUCGAUUUUGGUCUCAUCUGACAACAACACUUUCACCCAGUUCUCCUCUGAAUCAUUCAGAUGUUCAUUGGCAAACUUCAGAUGGGCCUGUAUAUGUGCUUUCUUGAACAGGGGGACCUUGCGGGCGCUGCAGGAUUUCAGUCCUUCAUGGCGUAGUGUGUUACCAAUUGUUUUCUUGGUGACUAUGGUCCCAGCUGCCUUGAGAUCAUUGACAAGAUCUUCCCGUGUAGUUCUGGGCUGAUUCCUCACUGUUCUCAUGAUCAUUGCAACUCCACGAGGUGAGAUCUUGCAUGGAGCCCCAGGCCGAGUGAGAUUUACAGUUAUUGUGUGGUUCUUCCAUUUGCGAAUAAUCGCACCAACUGUUGUCACCUUCUCACCAAGCUGCUUGGCGACGGUCUUGUAGCCCAUUCCAGUCUUGUGUAGGUCUACAAUCUUGUCCCUGACAUCCUUGGAGAGCUCUUUGGUCUUGGCCAUGGUGGAGAGUUUGGAAUCUGAUUGAUUGCUUCUGUGGACAGGUGUCUUUUAUACAGGUAACAAGCUGAGAUUAGGAGCACUCCCUUUAAGAGUGUGCUCCUAAUCUCAGCUCGUUACCUGUAUAAAAGACACCUGGGAGCCAGAAAUCUUUCUGAUUGAGAGGGGGUCAAAUACUUAUUUCCCUCAUUUAAAAUGCAAAUCAAUUUAACAUUUUUGACGUGUUUUUCUGGAUUUUUUUUGUUAUUCUGUCUCUCACUGUUCAAAUAAACCUACCAUUAAAAUUAUAGACUGAUCAUUUCUUUGUCAGUGGGCAAAUGUACAAAAUCAGCAGGGGAUCAAAUACUUUUUUCCCCUCACUGUAUAUUGUGGAUAAAGAGUUACCUGUCUAACAGAACACAGAGGAUGUUCUUUAAUGGAAGCCUCUCCAACAUAAUCCAGGUAGAAUCAGGAAUUCCCCAGGGCAGCUGUCUAGGCCCCUUUACUUUUUUCAAUCUUUACUAACGACAUGCCACUGGCUUUGAGUAAAGCCAGUGUGUCUAUGUAUGUGGAUGACUAUACACGUCAGCUACUACAGUGACUGAAAUGACUGCAACACUUAACAAAGAGCUGCAGUUAGUUUCAGAGUGGGUGGCAAGGAAUAAGUUCAUCCUAAAUAUUUAUAAAACUAAAAGCAUUGUAUUUGAGACAAAUCAUUCACUAAACCCCAACUAAAUCUUGUAAUAAAUAAUGUGGAAAUCGAGCAAAUUGAGGUGACUAAACUGCUUGGAGUAACCCUGGAUUGGAAACUGUCAUGGUCAAAACAUAUUGAUACAACAGUAGCUAAGAUGGGGAGAAGUCUGUCCAUAAUAAAGCGCUACUCUACCUUCUUAACAGCACUAUCAACAAGGCAGGUCCUACAGGCCCUAGUUUCGUCGCACCAGCACUACUGUUCAGUCAUGUGGUCAGGUGCCACAAAAAGGGAUUUAGGAAAAUUGCAAUUGGCUCAAAACAGGGCAGCACGGCUGGCCUUGGAUGUGCCCUUGAGCAAGGCACUUAACCCUAAUUGCUCCUGUAAGUCGCUCUGGAUAAGAGCGUCUGCUAAAUGACUAAAAUGUAAAAAUGUAAAAUGUACACAGAGCGCUAACAUUAGUAAUAUGUAUGUCAAUCUCUCCUGGCUCAAAGUGGAGGAGAGAUUUAACUUCAUCACUAUUUGUAUUUAUGAGAGGUAUUGACAUGUUGAAUGCACCAAGCUGUCUGUUUGAACCACUGGUGCACAGCUCGGAGUCCCAUGCAUACCCCACAAGACAUGCCACAAGAGGUCUCUUCACAGUCCCCAAGUCCAGAACAGACGAUGGGAGGCGCACAGUACUAUAUAGAGCCAUGACUACAUGGAACUCUAUUCCACAUAAAGGAACUGAUGCAAACAGUAAAAUUUAGAUUUAAAAAACAGAUAAAUACACCUUAUGGAACAGCGGGGACUGUGAAGCAACACAUACAGUGGGGAGAACAAGUAUUUGAUACACUGCCGAUUUUGCAGGUUUUCCUACUUACAAAGCAUGUAGAGGUCUGUAAUUUUUUAUCAUAGGUACACUUCAACUCUGAGAGACGGAAUCUAAAACAAAAAUCCAGAAAAUCACAUUUGUAUGAUUUUUAAGUAACUAAUUUGCAUUUUAUUGCAUGACAUAAGUAUUUGAUCACCUACCAACCAGUAAGAAUUCCGGCUCUCACAGACCUGUUAGUUAUUCUUUAAGAAGCCCUCCUGUUCUCCACUCAUUACCUAUAUUAACUGCACUUGUUUGAACUCGUUACCUGUAUAAAAGACACCUGUCCACACACUCAAUCAAACAGACUCCAACCUCUCCACAAUGGCCAAGACCAGAGAGCUGUGUAAGAACAUCAGGGAUAAAAUUGUAGACAUGCACAAGGCUGGGAUGGGCUACAGGACAAUAGGCAAGCAGCUUGGUGAGAAGGCAACAACUGUUGGCACAAUUAUUAGAAAAUGGAAGAAGUUAAAGAUGACGGUCAAUCACCCUCGGUCUGGGGCUCCAUGCAAGAUCUCACCUCGUGGGGCAUCAAUGAUCAUGAGGAAGGUGAGGGAUCAGCCCAGAACUACACGGCAGAACCUGGUCAAUGACCUGAAGAGAGCUGGGACCACAGUCUCAAAUAAAACCAUUAGUAACACACUACGCCGUCAUGGAUUCAAAUCCUGCAGCGCACGCAAGGUCCCCUUGCUCAAGCCAGCGCAUGUCCAGGCCCAUCUGAAGUUUGCCAAUGACCAUCUGGAUGAUCCAGAGGAGGAAUGGGAGAAGGUCAUGUGGUCUGAUGAGACAGAAAUAUAGCUUUUUGGUCUAAACUCCACUCGCCGUGUUUGGAGGAAGAAGAAGGAUGAGUACAACCCCAAGAACACCAUCCCAACUGUGAAGCAUGGAGGUGGAAACAUCAUUCUUUGGGGAUGCUUUUCUGCAAAGGGGACAGGAUGACUGCACCGUAUUGAGGGGAGGAUGGAUGGGGCCAUGUAUCGCGAGAUCUGGGCCAACAACCUCCUUCCCUCAGUAAGAGCAUUGAAGAUGGGUCGUGGCUGGGUCCUCCAGCAUGACAACGACCCGAAACACACAGCCAGGGCAACUAAGGAGUGGCUCCGUAAGAAGCAUCUCAAGAUCCUGGAGUGGCCUAGCCAGUCUCCAGACCUGAACCCAAUAGAAAAUCUUUGGAGGGAGUUGAAAGUCUGUAUUGUCCAGCGACAGCCCCGAAACCUGAAGGGUCUGUAUGGAGGAGUGGGCCCAAAUCCCUGCUGCAGUGUGUGCAAACCUGGUCAAGACCUGCAGGAAACGUAUGAUCUCUGUAAUUGCAAACAAAGGUUUCUGUACCAAAUAUUAAGUGCUGCUUUUCUGAUGUAUCAAAUACUUAUGUCAUGCAAUAAAAUGCAAAUUAAUUACUUAAAAAUCAUACAAUGUGAUUUUUCUGGAUUUUUGUUUUAGAUUCCGUCUCUCACAGUUGAAGUGUACCUAUGAUACAAAUUACAGACCUCUACAUGCUUUGUAAGUAGGAAACACUGCCGAUUUUGCAGGUUAUCAAAUACUUGUUCUCCCCACUGUACAUAGGCACAGACACAUGCAUACACACACACACGAUAACAUACACACACGUACACAUGGAUUUUCUAUUGUAGAUAUGUGGUGGAGUAGGGGCCUGAGAGCACACAGUGUGUUGUGAAAUCUGUGAAUGUAAUGUUUUUUAAAUUGUAUACGCUGCCUUGGCAGCAGCUAAUGGGGAUCCAUAAUAAAUACAAAUCCACUCAGUCUAACAUUAAAACAAACAAAGAUUAAGCUGAUUGGAAAAUAUCAAUUAACUGGAAUUACAUGUGACCAUUAAUUGACAUUUUAGGAUCCUAGAUACAGUAUAUAAACACAAAAUAUAUUCAUACAAAUUACAGUGAUUACUACUCCUUCACACAGAGAAUGUACCAUAGCUCUGACAACACGUGGAAACAACUAACAGAUCAUUAUCUACCACAUUCUACACUGCUGACAAGUCUUGGUGUGUUGUUAUUGUCUAACAGUGUUCUGGUUUUGGAACAAAUAUUUAACACAGAAGUUGGAGAAUCUAGACCAAAGAAAUGUGUGUUCUCAGAUGGAGAAGUCUUGAAAUUCAAUAUGGCCGCCAUGUACAUAGCUGCGAUAUUCACACUCCUCACCUCGCUUUAAACCUGCAACAUUUUCUCUCCAUCCAACAAGAGGGGUGUAAACAGAUUGUGUCAUGAACAGUGCUUGUGUGCAUAGAAAUAGACAUGGCGCACGCACAGGGGGGCCUGAGUGGAAAAAGUUUGGUUAACACGCUACAUGUCUGCUACACGCCUGUCUGGAGCUCUGAUACGGUCAGAGUAGCGUGUUUGCUGAAUCAGAGAAUUGUGUGUUUUUAAUUUGAUCCACUGUAGCGAUGUCGGUGUAUCAUAGUGCACUGUAGGGCAUAGGGAAGGGGGGGGGGGGGGGGGCAGGUGCAUGCGGUACAUGUAGCCUACUCGACUAGAAAGAUUCCCAUCAAAGGACAACGUAACUACAACAACAAAUGGCCAAAUUGUAAAUAUGUUUUACGCGCGCACACACUUUCCACUGGGCAAAACUGGUUGAAUCGACAUUGUUUCCACGUCAUUUUAACAAAAUAAAUCAAUGUGAUGACAUUGAAUCAACGUGGAAAACUGAUUUUGAUUUGCAAAAGUCAUCAACUCAAGGGGAUUUCCUCAUUUUUGUUUUACCCAACUUUUAAUCUAAAUCCAAUGACAUGGUGACAUAUUUUGUUAACUUCACGUUGAAUUCACGUCAGUUGAUAACUAGAUGUUGAAAUGACAUUUGGUUAAGUUUUGAUUUACAUCUGUGCCCAGUGGGUUUACUGUUGUGCUCUGUGAAUAACCAAGCAUAGUGAAGUGGUUGCAUGUUGUCUGGAUUAGUAAACAUGGAAGAAAGAAAUGUUCCUCUGGUUGAUAUAUUUGUGAAUGUUUAUUUCUGUUCUGCCGCCUUAGCCUUUCAGAUACACAGCUUUGCUUUGAUUAAAUUAUAUUUACUAGAAUAAUGAUAAUCUAAACGUCCCCCAGCUCUGUUCUUACUCUCCAUCCUCACUAUGCGACUGUAUGUCUCCAAGGAUACACUGGAUUGGUUAUUAAGAUGCAUAUUGUUGGUUGUUGUUUUUAAGCACCUUUUGCAUCUUAUUCACGAGUGAUGAUUCUCUAACAGGUUAGAGCUCAACAGCUGCUCAAAAACACAUGUUCCCUAAUAACAUUUAAGGAGUAAUUGAGUAGAAUGUAUGAUGGAACUGAAGGAAACUAGAGGGAAGUUACAGAAAGUUGCCAAAAGUAAUUAAGACAUUAUUUUAUGCUUGUUCUUAAACAUGUUGAUGAAGCGUAGCUAGGUACCCCAGAGCGACAGUGCAAUGAAAGAAGAGACCAACAGCUUGGCUUCUUUCUUUUAUACAAAUAAAUCAUUAUAGAUGGCUUUACUAAUCCACCCCCUCCUCCACCCCCUCCUCCUCCUUGCUACCAGUUCUCCUUCUGGGCCUGUUUUCAUAAUCACAUGUAAUUACAGUUAUAUAAUAUUUAUGGACCCAUUUAGAGCAGACGGAAAAUAUAUUAUGCUACAGGAAUUAAGGAUAUUUCAGCAUGUCAGAAGUAAAUUUAAAGUAUUUAUAAUAUAUUUAUAAUUUAGUCACAGUUGGCUUUAGCUUAGUCCCCGCUGAUCCCUGGAAGGAAAUUAUUUUCACUUAAUGAAGUUGCAUUAAUAUAAUUAAUAAUGGCCACAUUGGAGAGAGAAGGGGAAGGGAAGGAAUCUAUGGUUUCCCCUCAGCUUCACGUUGCUGUUGACUUUGGCUGGAUGAGUUCUAUGGAUCUGUCACUUGUAUGUCUUUAUUUAUUGUGGAUGGACACCAGUAAUUUAUAUCUUGGGUACAAAGAUUCUGAAUGUAUGACCAGAUAUUGCUACCAGGAUGGUUUGUCUAAAGGAGUUGUACAUUGUACUGUAUAGCCCAUUGGUCUUGUCAAUUAAAGGAAGGGAAUAGUGUUUCCUCAAUCAGUGUUCAACCUCAAUGAAUCUCUGACAUCAUCAAAGCCUCUCCUCUCAGCUUUUAUUAAUUAUUUUAAAGUAUAAUUUUAUAAUACACAGGAAGAAAAAUGCACAUCUCCCUCUGGCUGUUUGAUCAAAGAAACUGGUCUCUUUUCCUGUUGUAGAGGAGUCUGGUGGCUCUUGAACUGGUCCUUCGAGCCGGAUAGGAACAACUGACUUGUGUGAUUAGGAAACAGUUGUCCAGAGUGUUUUAUAAUAGUGAAUGUAUUGUCAUUUUCCUAACAAUGUCUUGCAUUAUAAUUGUUGCUCACCUUAACUUUUUCAAUAACACUUUUUAAACCCUUAACACUGCGUUCGCUCUCUUCCACUGAGUGUUUCUUAACACUGUUUCCUCUGUCUUCCAGGGUGAGUGUUCUCAGAGGUGCUACAAUAUCUUUGUCCUGGAGACGGUGUGUGUGGCCUGGUUCUCUCUGGAGUUCCUGCUGCGCUUCAUCCAGACGCCGAGCAAGUGCAUGUUCCUGAAGACGCCCCUCAACAUCAUUGACGUGGUGGCUAUCCUGCCCUACUACAUCACCCUGAUCGUAGACUCUCUGUCUGAGGGAGGGGAGAAGCCCAGCGGUGGGAACAACUACCUGGAGAAGGUGGGCCUGGUGCUGCGGGUACUCCGGGCCCUGAGGAUCUUCUACGUGAUGCGUCUGGCGCGCCACUCCCUAGGGCUGCAGACCUUAGGCCUGACAGUCCGACGCUGCACCCGCGAGUUCGGCCUGCUCCUCCUCUUCCUGUGUGUUGCCAUGGCACUAUUCUCCCCGCUAGUGUUCCUGGCGGAGAGCGAGAUGGGCGCCAAGUACGACUUCACCAGCAUCCCCGGCACCUACUGGUGGGCGGUGAUCUCCAUGACAACGGUGGGGUACGGGGACAUGGUGCCGCGGAGCAUCCCAGGUCAGGUGGUGGCGCUCAGUAGCAUCCUCAGUGGGAUCCUCCUGAUGGCAUUCCCCGUCACCUCCAUCUUCCACACAUUCUCUCGGUCCUACCAGGAGCUGAAGGAGGAUCAGAACAGAAUGCUGAGACAGAAACCAGACUUCCAGGACUCCACCAAGUCUCAGAACAGCGAGGACUCGGCAGAGACCGACAGUUAUAAUGGCAUCACUGAGGCCGCCGCCUCCGCAUUACGCAGGAAGUCCAUCGCUAUGGCGUCACAGAGGAGGGCCAUGCAGACUCAAAACUGAGUGAGUGUGUGCAAUGUGAGAGCCUGAGGUUGUGCAGUGCACUGUGAGAAACUCGUACUAAAGCUGGAGGACUCUAAACAGGGAUGGGACGUUUUUCUCGAGCUUAAGAAGAAAAGGAGCUCCAACAUUUGUGAUCCUCAUAGCUCUGUCCAUCAUACUUCAAUAGGGUUUCUAAGAUUUUAUAAGACAGCUGCAAAAGUAUUUUUGCUGACAUUAUUGGUGAAGAGCUGACCACAAUAUAAAAAGAGAAGGACUGCCACAAAGGACAUUUCACCCAGGAGUAUAGAAGCUCUACAACACAGGAGUAUAGCCCUACAACACAGCAUGGGGAGAAAGCUUCUCUCUCACAAAUAUUCAGUAUGAUAAAACUAUUAUUUUAGGGGGAAAAAACACCUUUGAUU